UGUGGGUCAGAUCUUGUAUAAAACACUGAUGCUGAGACUAUUCACUAACCAAACAUGGCUGGUCUGUGCAAAUCUUUGAGGUUCCUAACAGUGCAGUCAGGAAUCAGGAUAAGCCUUAAGGCUAACCCAGCACCUUUUGCACUUAAGUUUCGAAAUUUAAAUACAUCAUCAGUACUACUGAAAAAUGAUCAUGACUCAGAUGAUGAGGGGGCUAAAGGUUGGUUUGGCAGACGCAAAAAGGCCACCCAACCAGAACAAUCUCACUCAAUGGCCUUAUCUAGUAAAGAAACUGUUUAUGAAAUGCAGUUUCAUGCUGUGAAACCAGAGUACAUGGAGGAAUACAUCAACCAAUUUGCGACCUUCCAAAAAUUGAUGAAGGAUAAAGGGACUGGGGCAGAUCUUGUUGGUAGUUUUACAGUGGAAAUAGGAGACCAAGAUGAAGCAGUUCACAUUUGGCAAUACCCUGGAGGUUAUCCAGUCCUCAAUAAAGCAAAUGAUAUCUACCGUACAGACUCAGAUUUUGUAGAAUUUCGUAAGAAGAGAAACAUGAUGCUGAGAUCAAGGAGGAAUCAGAUUGUUUUAGCCUUCAGUUUCUGGCCACAAAUCCAGCCUAGAGAGCCAAGCCAUAUAUAUGAACUUAGAAGUUAUACAUUAAAGCCAGGAACAUUGUAUGAAUGGGGAAGCUGUUGGGCUAGGGGACUUCAGUAUAGAAAGACAGAUAAAAAUGAACCUGUUGCAGGCUUCUUUUCACAAAUAGGUGAACAAUACAAUGUACACCACAUUUGGGCUUAUAAAGAUCUUCAAACAAGGAAAGAGACGAGGGAGGCUGCAUGGAACAGGCCAGGCUGGGACCAGUGUGUCUCUUAUACAGUACCUUUGAUCCGUCACAUGAAGUCAAGAAUCCUCAUACCCACCCCAUUUUCACCCCUGCAGUAACUCCAGACUGUUUUCUGCUGGAUUGGGUUGUCUGAGAAUUUGUGUCAGGAAGUGUGGGCUGUAUCACAAGAUUUUGGUUUGGGUUUCUGUGUCUUGUCAAAUUGGAGCAGAUUUUCUCAUGAGUGGUUCGUUAAAAUACUCCACUUAGUUUCGUAAUUACUGUGGUCAGGAAAUGAAUUUUAUAUUCAGAUCAAUGUGAUAUGUUCAGAAGUUAUAUGGCCAAAGAUUUUUUUUAAGUGUACUUCUAGCCAAUAGUUGUUUUGGGGGAAAGUAAAACGGCAUGGAUGAUUUUUAUAUUGUGAGGGAAGAUAAAGCACUGAAUUGAUUAAAUUGAGAUUAAAGUGUGGUAAUUUUUCUCAUCAGUAUUUAUUUUAAUUUAAUACAAAACUCUUUAGAUGCUUGGCAUUAACUUAAAUUGUAUGGGAGUUAUUUCACGAUUAAUAAGAUUUUUGGUGAUUGAUAACUGAUUGUAUAUUUAGAUUGUCUGUAAAAAAAACAUUUAAUGUAUUGCCUAAUAUAUACAUUUUACAGUACGUAAUUUUACAUUAACACUGUGUAUGUCUGUGUGACUGAACUUGAUAGGCUUUUAUGUAGUUUUAAUGUCUGAAUUUUUUUGAAUUAGUUGAAAUAUGUUUUUGAGUGCUCAGCAUUUGUACAUGCAACACUUGAUCUUUCAAAACAUCAUGUUGCUAUUGAUAAUAAAAAACUACAAGAUAUAAUACCUCA
This is a messenger RNA of Physella acuta, 1662 nucleotides long. RefSeq names its product protein NipSnap. NCBI's taxonomy places the organism in Eukaryota, Metazoa, Mollusca, Gastropoda, Physidae. Gene Ontology annotation, cellular component: mitochondrion. The record is from RefSeq and is a predicted model, not a curated record.